GAUUGGACAACGCCGUGGAUGAAAUUGAAGUGACUAGCUGGUGGUGUUGGUGGUGAGUGGUGACUCAAAACCUAGCUAAGAAUCUCCCCCUUCAUCCAUCAUCAUCAUCAUCAUCAUCAUCUCAACCAAACCAUGGAAGACAGUUUCAGAGUGCGAUUGGACAGAGCCUUUGGCUCACUUAAUCCUUCUUCCUCCUCCUCCUCAACCGCCGCCUCUUCUUCUUCUUCCUCCCUAACCUCUCUUUGGUGUCUCACAGACGAAGAGAUCGAAAGAAGAAAUUCAAACAAAUCCAAACACGAUCUCCUCCACCAAGCCGAUACCAAAUCCGACGCUUCUAACUUCACCGAUCAGACACCCUUGCUUUCUGAUAAAGAUCUGGAGGCAGAUAUUCAAGACCUAGAUGACUUUGUCCAUGAUAACGAUACUGACGACGACGACGAUAAGGCUAACAAAACUUCUAGAUGUCUGUCGGCUAAACCGGACGAUCAUAGUGAGGAAGAAUGGGAUAUUCGUUCAUCAAUAGGCCUUGACUGUACUUUGGACUACGAGGAAGAAGAAGAUGAGUAUGAUAAAGUAGCGGUUGGUAAGGAAUCGACUACAGUGGAGGUGGUGGAGGAGGAGCGAUUGUACCUGAAAGAUGAAAACGACUAUGAAGUUGAUAUGGAUUACUAUGAGGAGCUUCCAGAUACAUUCAAAGAGAGUAUCCAAAGAGAUCCACGAGCAAAUCACACGGCUGCAAAACUUCGUCUUAAAGAAGAUGCUGCUGCUGAAUCAUCUGGUGGCAAUCAGGCUCCUUCUCCUCCACCACUUAACCUAAAAUCCAUUCUGAAGAGAAAGGAAAAUACGCAAAAUCGAUCAGCAGAUAAACGAGUAAGGUUUCACCUUCAAGAUGACAUCAAAGAGGAGGAGGAGGAGGAGUUGGAAACAAUAACACCAGUUGAGUCUUCUGAUUCUCGCGUUCCAGAUCAUGUGCGUAAUCCGUCAAGGUACACGCACUAUACUUUCGAUUCGGUAAGUGAAAUGGAUGAUGAAUCGAAUAAGAAAGCACUUCUAGAGUUUCUUAAUCAGCAGCAGAGGACAACCACACCUGAUAAUAACAGCAGCAGUCCUCCUGCAAUUGAUCUUCUUCCGAAAUCUGUUGUCUUUAGUUCUAGGAAGAAGCAGAAAGAAUCUCAAUCUAAUACAAAUGAUGAUGAGGCGGGUAGGAAAGAAUCGUGCAAGAGGAAUCGGAUGGCGAUUGGGAUUGCGGUUAAGGGUUUGCAGGAAAAUGAAAUUGGCGACGGUGAUGGUGUGUGUGCGAUGGAUGAAGAUGAACCAGUACCGGUUGGGGAUGGGGUUGGGAUUGGAGUUAGUAACUUGAAGAGACAGGCUCGUCAAUAUAGAACCAAGGAGGAGAUUGAUGAAUGAAUUUCGAUUAAGCCAUUUUGAUUUUUCAUAUGGCUUAAUAGUGUAUUAAGAGUGUUUUGUAUUAAGAGUUCCUUUUUCGUUCUUCCAUUGAACAUUUGAAACAAAACAAAGAGAAUGCAGUUUCUCAUCAUC
Messenger RNA from Impatiens glandulifera, 1539 nucleotides. Its product is annotated as putative pre-mRNA-splicing factor ATP-dependent RNA helicase DHX16. NCBI's taxonomy places the organism in Eukaryota, Viridiplantae, Streptophyta, Magnoliopsida, Ericales, Balsaminaceae. The record is from RefSeq and is a predicted model, not a curated record. The coding region runs from base 133 to 1407 and encodes 424 amino acids. The transcript is spliced from 2 exons.